AUGGCCUCUCGAGAAGAAGAGACCGCCAGUCAGGACAACCCGUUCCAGGCGGGAGACUACCAUGGCAACAGCUCAGCACUGUUCGAGUCCCCUGCUGCGCAACGCGAGACUGGCACCCUCCAGCACGAGGACCUUGAAGAGCCAGCCAACUUCUCGAACAACCCUGCUUUCAAGGAAUAUAUUCGCUACAUCAAGACGCAGGCUGACGACGCGAAGAUGGCUGCGGUGCACGCAAACCUGGAGAUCAGGAAAACCGCCGACGCUGUAGCUCGCCUUGAGACCCAGCAAGCCACGAUAGCCAUCAAACAAGGAGCCCUCGAUACUCAGGUCGGUAGGCAGACCGACAUGCUAGCCCAGCUGAUGCGCCACUUCAAACUUGGCCCUGAGGCAACUGCCUCGGAUAUUCGCUUUCAGGUCAGCAAUGGGCUCAACCGCUCCCCGACGAACUGUUCACUACGGCGCUGGAGGAGGCGACCCUGGUGA
Molecule: messenger RNA, 483 nt
Organism: Cryphonectria parasitica EP155
Lineage: Eukaryota; Fungi; Ascomycota; Sordariomycetes; Diaporthales; Cryphonectriaceae
Exons: 2
Coding region: 1-483 (160 amino acids)
Source: RefSeq, a predicted model, not a curated record